AUGUGUUCCCUCUCAGUCCUCAACUUGUUGCUGUACUUGCUGUUCACUGUGAAAAGGGUCUGUCCUUUUCAGGACACCAUCAGGCACCUGAACACAGAGUUUGCUCGAAACCUUUACCAGAAAUUGACAGUGGGCGAAGAAUACCGCAACAUCAUCAUAUCCCCAACAGGGGUCAGUAUUGCACUAGAACUGCUACAGUUGGGAGCCAAAGGAAACACCUUCAUGCAGCUGGAAAAUGCAUUAGGAUACACUGUUCACGACUCACGGGUACGACAUUUCUUGCGGAGUAUGUAUGGGGACCUGGCAAACUCCACUCUCACUCCCACAGUUCGUUUGGCCUGUGGCCUCUUUGUGGAGGCCAACAUGCAGCUUUCUUCACAUUUCUCAGAGGACACAGCUGCCUGGCUAAAUGGAAGCCUACAACGAGUGAAUCUCAGCAAUCCGAAUGAAACUGCAAUGCUGAUAGACGAGUGGGUCACCACUAAGAGUCAAGGUGAAAUUAAAGAUUUCAUGCCACAGCCCAUGGCAUGUGCAUCACUUACACAGAUUGCUGUGAUUAGCACCAUAUAUUUUAAAAGCACAUGGGAGAACCAAUUUUCAACCUCGGAGACCCAACACCUCUCGUUUACCAGGGCGGAUGGCUCUGUCGUUAAAGUGCCCAUGAUGUAUCAAAUGUCAGCAGUAAACUAUGGCCAGGUCAAGACUAGAAGUAAUCAGAGGUUUAAAGCGAUUGAACUCGGCUACCUGGAACAUGCAGUGAGCAUGCUCAUCGUCAUUCCCAGUGAAAGAGAAAAGCCCAUCUCCUCUGUAGAGUCACACAUCACAGCUCACACCCUUUCAGCAUGGACCAACAGCAUGCGAAGAAUGAAAAUGGAAGUUUUCUUACCUAAGUUUAAAGUUCAAAGUAAAUUCAACCUUAAGACAGUGCUGACCACUCUGGGAAUCACUGACCUUUUCAAUCCCAGCAAAGCAGACUUCAGUGGAAUUUCUGAGCAGGAAAAGCUGUUUGUUUCUGAAGCUAUCCAUGAAGCAAAAAUAGAAGUAACAGAGGAUGGCACCGAAGCAGCAGCUGCUACAGCUGUGGUUUUACUGAAAAGGUCUCGAGCCCUGGCUUUUAAGGCUGACAGGCCAUUUUUCUUUCUCCUACGGCACAUCACAGGAAGAAUUCUUUUCAUGGGCCGAGUAAUGGAUCCUCUUGAGUAAACACAUCUCCAAGUGUUUUACUACCCGUCCUGUUUUGAAUUUAAAAAUAAGACUUCUGCUCUUGGAGAAAUUUAUAGACCUCAAGUAAAUAUCUUGUCAAUUUGAACAGCAAACAAUAAUCUACCUUGGAGUGAUUAUAUAUUCACGAUGCAGAAUUUUUGUUAGAGAUGAAU
Molecule: messenger RNA, 1376 nt
Organism: Rhincodon typus (whale shark)
Lineage: Eukaryota; Metazoa; Chordata; Chondrichthyes; Orectolobiformes; Rhincodontidae
Gene: serpine3
Product: serpin peptidase inhibitor, clade E (nexin, plasminogen activator inhibitor type 1), member 3
Exons: 8
Coding region: 1-1203 (400 amino acids)
Biological process (GO): negative regulation of endopeptidase activity
Molecular function (GO): serine-type endopeptidase inhibitor activity
Source: RefSeq, a predicted model, not a curated record